CAGCCCAACCGACACCCCCUUUUCUCUCCUCACCCCCAUCACCACCGAUGGCGUUCAUCAUGAAGAAGAAGAAAUUUAAAUUCCAGAUCAUCUUCAGCCUGGAGGAGCUGACGGCCGUCCCCUUUGUCAACGGGGUGCUGUUCUGCAAGAUUCGCCUUCUGGACGGAGGGGAUUUCACUCAACUCUCGUCCAGGGAGGAGAUUCAGGAGAACUGUGUUCGUUGGAAGAUGAAGUUCAAUUUCAUCUGUAAAAUGAGUGCAAAUCCAGUGACUGGUGUCCUGGAUCCCUGUAUCUGCAGAGUAUCUGUACGUAAGGAACUGAAAGGUGGGAAGACGUUCUCAAAGCUUGGGUUUGCUGACCUUAAUCUAGCGGAGUUUGCAGGUUCAGGCUCCACCGCACGCUGCUGUUUACUAGAGGGUUAUGACACAAAGAACACUCGACAGGACAACUCCAUCCUUAAGGUCACAAUAGGUAUGCAACUGUUAUCUGGAGAUCCGUGCUUCAAAACGCCUCCUUCUACUGCCAAGUCUAUCUCAUUCCCAGGCCAAGAUAGCUCCUUGCAGCUGGACUGUAAGGGAGAUGGCACCACAGACAACAAUGUCGCUCCUGGUGGCUUGAAUUCAGUGAGACAGCCAAAACCUCGGCCUCCCGCACUCAGCUCAGGUCUGACUGAGGAAGCUGAGCAGACCCCGUCCAGCCCAGAUGAAGUGUUUCAAAUUGGCCACUCUCGGAAUUCCAGCUAUGCCAGUCAGCAUUCGAAAGUGUCCGGUUACAGCACUGAACACUCCCGAUCCUCAAGCCUGUCAGACCUAACCCACCGGCGUAAUACGUCGAGUAGUAGCAGUGCCUCAGGAGGGCUCAGUAUAACUGUUGAGAGCACAGAAGGCGAGAAGGAACACAAACUGGAAAAACCACCUCGGCCUCCGAGGCCCACACUGCCACCUGACAGGCCAUCCAGGUACACAGCUGUUCUGUUUAAAAGAGGUAGUUCCCUAUCUCUGGAUAGUGCACAUCCUGAUAGCAGGACCCAUAGAAGGCGGAAGAAGGAGACUGUGGAGAGUCAGCCCACUUGGGUUGACGACACCAGAAUCGAUGCAGAUGAUAUUGUCGAAAAAAUUGUGCAGAGUCAGGAUUUCACAGAUGUCAGUAAUGCUGAAGACAGUAAUUUGAGGCUGUUUGUGAGCAGAGAUGGAACGACAGCACUGAGUGGUAUCCAGCUGGGAAACAGGGUAUCUGCUGGUGUCUUUGAACCUGUUGUUAUCGAGAGCCGUUGAGUACUACAGUCGAGCUUGUGAGCCACUCUGCACUUGCUAGCCUCUUUCCAUUCAAGCUCCUUGUCUACUACAACGCACCUACUUUUACCACCAGAUCACGUCACCGACUUGCAAAGCUGGACGAAAGGAAGAUGGUGUCUGUGACUAACUGACAACCCCAAGAACCUGCAGCUGUUGAUUCCGGACUGCAUUGGGAUUUGGGUGGGAUGACAGCUUAAAAAAAAGGACUGAGUCCUUUUUUGUCACCAAAUGUUCUAAUCGAAACUAAUAUUACUGUUGAAAUUUUUAGUUAAAUUGUUUCUGUAAUGUUUCAAUUUCUUUCAGAAUUGCCUUUGAAAUAUUUAUCUUUAAAUGCCACAACCAAUCCAAGAUGAGCCAGUUUAAAAAGGUGACCAUUUUUCUUUGUGAUUUUUGUGGCAUAAUUACUUCAUGUUAAACGAGAGCCUUUACCAAUGCUGCACUCGCUCCUUUCCUGCGGCUUUUGUAGAAGACCAGGACUGAAACCUGAAACAUACAUUAAUUGCCCAUUGACUUCUGCAACUCAGAAAUUUAAAAGGAUUUUAUUAUGUUGUGCUGAUUUCUAAAUUUGCCUGUGUGCACAGUAAUCAUUGGGUUUAUUUUGCACAACAAAAAUUGAUCAUGAUUUGGUCACCAGCAAAGGAGCACAGCAGCUUCAAACUAGUACUUAUCUUUUUAAAAAAAAAGUAGUGGAUUGGUCAUUUCUGGGUAUACAUCCACUGUCAGGAUAAACGGAAUUAGUCUCAAUCAAAACUGAUUAUUCCAAUUCCAGUAAAAAUGAUGCCACCAAAGGAUACGCAGAGUACUAUGAUGCAGUUGUGCUGAGUGUUUCAGUAUCCAUUGAGUGUUGGAUUCUCCUGCAAUUAAAUAAUAGGAUUUUUCCCAGCAAUGACCAUAUUCAUGAGCACUCAAAACCUACGUCAGGGACUUUGCAACUAAACUUCAUGCACAUAAAAUGCUUGAUACUAUUUCUGCUACGUAAGUUCAGUCAAUUUAUUUCUUUACAAAUUCUUGAGGCAGGGAGCAAACUUUGUCAGGUUCAUUUUAUAAGAAUCAACAUUUGUUAAUGCUUCAUAAAAAGAUAAAAUCAUUUUUGACCUGUACUGUUUGAACAUUUACCAUAAGGAUUGGCCUUAGUUUUCAUUCCGGAGCAAAAUAAAAAUGUUGUCCUGCAGUUGAAGUUAAAUUGAUAACAAAGCCUAAUGAGAUUUGCUAGAGAUUCAAUAUCUAGUGAGAAAAAUGCAGCUAAACCUGUUCAUCAGCUUGGCUCACAGCGUACAUCAAUAUCAUAGUUGGCUUCCCUCAAUCACUGCUCCCAAGAAUGACAACCCUUUAGUAUAUAAACUCUAGAUAUUUUACUCACAACUGCUACCGAUGCAGAAUCUUUUAGAAGCUCUUAAGUCUAAAGAUUGUUUACAAAAUAUUAAUUAUGAGUAUAGCGGUAUUUCCCCCUGGCUGAAUUGUUUUCAAAGAUUUCUGUGCAUCUUUUCCCACUUUUACCAACACCAUUCACUAGAUAGAAUAGUAGAUAGAAACCUCUGCUAAUGCUUCUGUUAAAUUGUUACUACCUAGGAUGUGCACAAGAGUGAUGCAGGAAAUAACUAGACAGCUCAGCUGAAAUCUAGCAUUAAUGUGUGAAAAUCUGCAGAGAAUCUUGUUGCUCUGUGAUAUGACACCUACAUAGAGUGCCUUUUACUCUGCACCUUUACCAAAAGAGAUUCAAUAUCAGAAAGUGUGUUAAUGUAUUCUCAGUACAGGAGAAAGUGUACCGAAGUCUUAAAUGAAAAUAUUUAAUUUGAGUUGAUUUAUAUUCAGAAUGAAGUUGGUGAUUCUGAAAUUAGGAUUCCCCUCCAAAGUCCAUUGGUAAAGUACACGUUUUGCAUACUCUCUAUGAUGUACAGGUAUACGGUUAAGCCUUCAUUAUUCAUUCAGCAACAAGGUUAAAAAUGUUUUUCAAAAGCCAUUGCAUGAUGGAAGAGUGCCUAUUAUUACUUCUGAGGUGGAAAGUACUGGCUUACUGAUUUGAGAAAUAAGCUGAAGCAGUUUCAUGGGAUUUAACUUUAGCUUGAGUGAAUGCAGUACUUUUAAUACUGGACUGCUACUACAUUGGAUUCUGGUCAAAUCGAGGCAUAUAGUGGUGAGAUUUGAGCACUCCGGUCAUACAGUGCUCCACAAAGAAAAGCAGUGGUCUGAUGCUGACAUAUUCUGAAUGCACCAGAUAUUUAUUGAAGGUUUCCGCCUCAGAGUUAGUUUGUCGCUUCUCAUGGAACAAAAAUAACUAGAAUCAUUCAAGCUUGUAAGAUGGGUUGCUCUUGUAACGUCAUUUGCUUUCUCUUUGUUCUAAAUGUCCUCGCAUUGGUUAGCUAUGCACUUUGGAGACUUGUACAUUUCUUACAAGACCAGUGACGUCUUGAGUAAUUGCAUGCCACCUGUGGACCUUGUGGCCUGUUUGACGUACUGUGAAAGUUAUCUUGUACACUAUCUAUAUCUGUGGUAUAUUCUUAUGACUUAAAACGCAAGGGUGAUGAAUCCCAUCUCCUGAUUUUCACAAAUUUCAAUAAUUACAAUGAGUGGGAGGCAAGCUCUAGGUUACUUGCGUUCUAUGAGUGUAGUGUCAAAAUUAACACUUUACCUGCUGGAAUAAGCUUCCGUCAUAAAAUUGCGCAAAAAAAGAUUAUAGAUAACUAACAUGCGCCUAUUUCGAGCACCCUAAACUCCAGAAAAAUGAUUCCUUUCUGGAAUUUUUUAUGCUGUUUAUUCAGCCACAGCACUUGACCUCAAAGUAAAUGAAAUAGAAGAUGAAACGUCAUUCGAUCCGACAACAUAUAAUUGGGUGUAUUCAUUGUUUGGAAAUAACUAAUGCUGCCAUAGAUAUAUUUUGUUCAGAUCAAAAUACAGACUAGUGGAGUUGAAAAUAAGCUGCCUGUUUUGGCCAGUAAUGUGUCAGCUUGUUUAGUAAAUCAUAUCUUUCCUCCACUUGUUUGUACCCAUUUUGAAUAAGAUGCAGUUUUUGCAAAAUUUUCUUUACGUGCGUGCACAAACCAGCCACUUCUGUCUCUUCCUUCCUCCCUCCCUCCCCCAGCGUGUAUCUACCCUCGAUCAGGAUAUGGUUGCUGCCAUUAUUGUCACUUUACGAGCCCGGUUCGUGUAAUUCAAGCAUGAUGAAGCAGGACAUGAGGUGGUUGUAGUGCGGAACUGCUAAACCCAGUUGACCCAAGGCACACUAUCAAAGUAAUACACAGCCCUUGAACUUGAAUGUGAAUUGUUUUGAGCAGAACUCAGGGUUGUACGGUUUAAGUGAAUGACCUGAUCCUCAAUUUUACACGUUUCCAGUUACUUCUUAUGCGGUUUAAUCAAGGACCAAGUAAAGCUACAGAUAAAAAAAAGCAUGUACAUACAUGUACAAUAUGCAACACAGGUCAAACACAGUCAGAAUAAGGUAACGUGUGAACUAUGAAACAAGAUGGUAAUACGUUCUGUGCCUUCUUUUGAAGUAAUAGAAUUGUUAUGUCGUGUAUAGCUGGGAAAUUGAAUGAUACGGGCAUUUAAUCUGAACACAGAAAGUUGUUAUGCAAUUACACUCCAGAUGAAUAUACAAUAUAUUAAGAAAAAGGUCUAGAUUUGAUAUACAGUAUUUUUUUCUAUCAUUAAAUAUCCACAAAGUGGAACAGUGCCCAAAUGACAAAACUGUGUGAAAAAAAAAGAAACGUUUCCAGUCGAUUUAAUCAGAGACAAAGAACAUUUUCUUAGACAUUUAAAUGUUCAUCUAGCUAUUGUAAUUUUGAUUUUUGUAGCUUUUAUGCAUUUGAUUCUACUUUGUAAACGUUAGGACGAAUCUGACCAGUUUGAUCAAGGCCAUAGACUAAGCCAUAUAUUCAAUGACGUUUAUUAGUUGUUGGCAAACAGCCUCAAUCUGUGUUGAUUGGUUUCCAGCUGGUUGUCAGUAUGAUUACGGUUAAGUGUAUUUUGGGUACUCUAUAUUUCAGUCCACUGACACAUUAUGUGUUCUCAACAUAUGUUUUAAGAGUUGUCACAAUGCAGGUGUUUUUCGUCAUUUCCCGCUACAGAACCAGCAGAUCGGGAGUUAUAAUUGACAACCUUAGUGUUCUUGCCACUUGACACGUACAUGAUUAUUGGAUACCAAGAGGCUGAGUUAAUCAAGGUUUAGAGUCUAGUGAUUUGGUAUCAUGUUUAUUUUCUCCUUCAAGCUGUUUCCUAACAAAAUCCCUUUGUAGAUAUUUUUUAAUUUUUACUUGCUAACAUUUAAAGGUGUAUCACAGUCUUUAUUGCAGGUUGUUGCUGUAUUUCCAAGAAAGCUGCAUUUUGUACAGUACUUUCAACCUUUAAACUGUGGAAUCACAAGCUAAAAUGACCACUAAUACUGAGGUCUUUCUGUACUAUGACUUGCUGUUGAACUGUGAUGUGAUGAGAUUACCACCAAAAGAACCAAUUUGAUUUGAACCAAAGCAAAAAAAAAAGUGUUGGUUUCUGAGAUUUGGAACAGCAGUGUUUUUUCAUCCAUUCUUUUCUUGCCCUCCUUUUUUUCCCUCCCUCCUUUAUGUUACAUCACUAUGACUUAUACUCUUGUUUCCUGGAUGAGAAAGUGGCUGACCGCCAAGCUUCAUCCGAUAUCUGUAUUUAGCUGACCUCUGAGUGAGAGGGCUGUUUUUCUUCACUCGUUUUUCCAUCUUGUCAAACCACUUCACUUUUGUUUUUGCUGUUUGUUUUUCCUUGUGGCACAGGUGAGGGUUGCCAGCUGGUAGAAACCUCCUGCACAACCACUCAAUGGUAAAGCAUGUUGGAGCACUAGCACUCCAUGUCUUAAUUGCGAAACUGGUCUAGCAACCAAUGUUUGAUGGAGCCUUGAAGCACUGCAUUUCAGUUGCCUGUCAACAUUGUUGUGGAGGAACAGUUUUCCUGGAACUGCAAUGCAGGUUGACUUCCAGAGCAACCACUAUUGAAACCCAAACCGUCUCAUACUGCAUUGUUACAUGAAAAGUGGGCUUAUUUUUAAUAAAGGCAUUUAAGGUGCUGUGUUAGUCAUUCAUCCACUUUUAGAGCUCAGGUGUACUGCUGUUUCAACUCAGAUUUAAUUGGUUCUUCUGUCAGUCAAAUAUUGAUCAUUGAUUUAAAAAUAAGUAGUUAGUGAUUCCUUUUACUUGUUAAACUGUCAAAUGUUGACCACUGUUGUAGAAGUGUUUUUUUUAAGUUGUUUCCUGUUUUUUUGCUAUGUUACACAAUGCUUCUAACCAGCGGGCUGGUUAUGUUCAGUACUGUUGCUCUGGGGAUAAGAAAGCCCUUUAUCAUGGGCACUGACAGGAAAUCCUCCAUCCCCAGUACAACUGCACUAGAAAAUGUACGGUUAACGUGUUACACUCUGUUGUAGAUCGUGUUUCUGAUUCUGUUUUGUAAAAGGUGAUUUUUUUUUGGCAUUAGUGUGUAAGAAUUUAUAUGGGACUAUUGUAACCUCUGACUUUAAAAACCAUUUGCAUGAUGGAGUGUCGUUUAUCCACACUGAUGAGAACAAUUCUGUAAAAUAGUAGAAUUGUGGUUAUGGAACAAAUAGAAAUGCUGUGCUAAUUCUGGAAGCACUAUAGCAUAGAGUAUAAUCUAAUUCUGGUCUAUCCCUGUUAAGACGACUGGAAUUCGAUGAAAUUCUGUGCUUUCAUUUUUUUUUUACUUUUCCAUGGUAUUCACACAAAAAAUGACCAACAUAUUGUGAGUUUUGCUGGUUAAAUCACCACCUCAGGGUAUUUCAUCAGCUGGUUUACUUCAAAAGCCAUUCCUGAAUAUUUGGAUGAAUCCUAGAAUGAGUAGUGGGAGAGAUGUCAGUAAAGUUAAGCUGUUUCUAUUUUUAUAGUGCAUUUAUUUUACAUGGAGGUUUAUUUCAGUAGAUAAAUAGCAUUUAUGUGGUCUUUCAUUCUGCUAUUGACCGCAAUAAAAUAAGGCACCUAUUUUACCUGCAGUGCAUGAAAAUGGGGCCAUCUUGUGCAUACCUGAGUGCCUGCUGAAAACUGGCACAUGUUGCAUUUGGAAAAGGUUGGGAAAAAAAUGUUUUAUGAUGGUUAAUCUCACGGCAUUAAGGCUUUGCCUCAGGAUUAUUAUUUUUUACAGAUGUCACCCACCUUUACCCAUUCUGCCCGUAGGUUGUAACUCCCAAUAACUGGUUAACAAAUAAUUUUACCAUUUGUGACGCAGUGCUGGACACAUCACAUUCAAAAUUAACAUUAAAGGAGAGUUAAGUCUGCUGCACAGCGAUUUGCAACCCUUGAUAUUGUUCCAGAGGCUUAUUGCUUCCUUUAAGGAGUGGUUUAGGUUUCCGCAAACACUGAAUUGUUGCUAAUUAUGAAUAAAGCUAUUUAGUUAGACACGGUUAUUGAUUGGCCUUUAGCACUAUCUCAAUAGUUAUAAUAUCUUCUUUUGCAAAUGGCUGUUCCUGUCUGACUUCCAAUCUUCUGUGAGAUUUCUCCACUAUUCUUAGCAAGUAUGGAAGUCUCGCACUUCUGGAAUUUCGAGUGUUUUUAUCCCUAUUUUUAAUUUAACUUUUAUCACAUUCUUAAAUGCCAGCAAUAUGAACCCAAUCUUUGGAUGCUGAAGACACCAGCAGACCUGUCCAUAAUCAGGUAGCACCUACUUAAGCAUCCAGUACAUUGAUAUGAAUGACCCUAAACAACUCCUUCAACAAGCAUUUGAGCAAAUGACGUGUGGAUACUCGGCACUCCUCUUGCCUUAAGUAAAUCUGUAUAUUUCUGAAAGGAAUUGAAGCUAUGCAUGGGAGUCUAGGCUUGUUGAUAGAUGGAUUUAACAUUUUUGAGAUGACCUAACUCUCAACUGAAGUUAAGUGAUGACAAAAGAUUUUUAUGAUUUUGUUAAAAACAAAGGUGUUACAGAAUGUAUUCCGAAUGAUAUAUUUAGACACUUAUUUUUGUGAUCUUAUGGAGGUUUGUUGGUUGUACAGGUUUCUUAAAAAAAAAGCCCAGAGGAAGUGGAAUUUAUAGAAAUGUUUAUCAGCUGAAAUACUGUAUAACGUUUAGAUAUAUUUAGAAUGCACAAUGUACUGUAAUUGGUAAAAAGAUAAUAUUUGUAUUAAGGUUAUUUGUUUCAUAUUUUAAAAUGUAACUGUAUAGGAGCAGUAUCAUGUAAUACUGUCUUGUUUUCUGGGAAAUAAAUGAUAUGGGUACCUGUA
Callorhinchus milii (elephant shark) is the source of this 8478-nucleotide messenger RNA. RefSeq names its product family with sequence similarity 102 member Ab (gene eeig1b). The record is from RefSeq and is a predicted model, not a curated record. Lineage: Eukaryota; Metazoa; Chordata; Chondrichthyes; Chimaeriformes; Callorhinchidae. The transcript is spliced from 11 exons. Bases 48 to 1274 code for a protein of 408 amino acids.